GGACUUUGAGAAUACGCUAUAAAUGAGCGGAGAAUUUUGUUUUCUGUCAAUUCCGACAGAAGACAAAUUUCACAACAACUAGACGGAACAAACAGAGAGAGAGAGAGAAGGAAGAAUAUCACGAUGAUGAAACUGGUUGUCUUGGUAAUAUCACUUACACUAUGUCAUCGAUCCCUGACCUCGUCGAUCUUCGAUUUUACAACAACUGGACUCGACGGAAGUGAAUAUGAGGAAUUUCGCCAAUCGGACAACUCGUUUGUGGUCUUGAAAAACAACGCAGAGCCAACAAGAGUAAUCGAGGAUGCUAACAAGGGCGUCUGGAUCCUAUUUUUCCACCACAGUCCGGAUUCGUGUUUUGUUCUGAAGAUGACGGAGGAGCAGAGAAUGGAAGUCAACAGGACAAAUGGAAAGAAAGUCUUUUCAAACGAGCUGCUGGAAAAUUUCGAUGUCAAAGAGUCAAACCCCGUUGACCCAGCCAUCCAAGGUCAGUGUGGCGCCGACCGGAAGGUCAUGGAUCUCAUACCGGAAGAAGAAGAUGAGUCGACAGAAAUUAAAGACGACGACAUAGUGAAACGAGCCUGUACCCGGAAACUGCGGUGCACUAUCAAACUGUACCGACUUUGCUGCAGAAGAAAAACAACGUGUGUGAUUCGAACACGAAAAGUGACGAUCCGAAUUCCCGCCAAAAAGUGCAUUUUAUAUCGCCUCAUCCACUGUACGCGCGUGUGUGUAUAAAUCAAAGAUAAACUAAAACAUUGUGAAUAAAAUUAACUUUAUUUCGUCUUGUGAUGUAAACACA
Messenger RNA from Gigantopelta aegis, 799 nucleotides. RefSeq lists its product as uncharacterized. NCBI's taxonomy places the organism in Eukaryota, Metazoa, Mollusca, Gastropoda, Neomphalida, Peltospiridae. The record is from RefSeq and is a predicted model, not a curated record. The coding region runs from base 124 to 735 and encodes 203 amino acids. The transcript is spliced from 6 exons.